Messenger RNA from Rhagoletis pomonella (apple maggot), 1171 nucleotides. RefSeq lists its product as uncharacterized. The record is from RefSeq and is a predicted model, not a curated record. The transcript has 3 exons. Gene Ontology annotation, molecular function: nucleic acid binding; RNA-DNA hybrid ribonuclease activity. NCBI's taxonomy places the organism in Eukaryota, Metazoa, Arthropoda, Insecta, Diptera, Tephritidae. The coding region runs from base 1 to 993 and encodes 330 amino acids.
AUGCUAAAGUCGCAAGUAAGAGCCGCAACAACAAUACAAGCAACGCAACCAGACUCAAAUCUAAACAAGUCCAAAAACAAUGUGGCGCAUGAACAACUACAAGCUAUCUUUAGAGAACAACAAGCAUACUAUCUUGAUCAGGGUUUUCACAUAUUAGCGACUGAUGCCUCCGUGAGUGAAAAUAUAGUUGGUUGUGCUGUAUACGACAAAGCAAAUAACGUCUCCUACUUAUACAACAUACCCUUUUACCGGUCGACGACGUUUGGGGAAUUAGUAGGACUGUUACAGGCGGUCAAACUUGCUAAAAAAUAUAAGUGGAAUAAACCAUGCAUUUUUACAGACAGCUUGGCCGCUGUAAAACUGUUAAAACGACCGUUAACCCAGAACCAUAUAGUGGCCGAAAUCCACAAUCAAAUUGCCAAUUCACAAGUAGAAACUGCAGUCAUCAUGUGGGUACCCAGCCACGUAGGCGUAGCAUGUAAUGAAAAAGCUGACACUGCAGCUAAAACUGCAGUGAAUCACGGCCAGACGCUUUCGAUUGACUUAACGCCACAAGAGGCACUUAUACAAAUCAAUACUCUACUAUGGACAGAGACUAAGGACAAGAUAAAGGAAAAAUGUGUAGACUGGGACCAUAAUAUCAUCAAUAGUUUUGCGAUGAAGGAAAGACGACCUUGGUUUAAGGACAAGAGAUUUGACUUAGAGCCUUAUGACAUGAAGCUCCUCAACAGACUAAUUACCGGACACACAUACAACAGCAUCUAUUUACAACAAUUUGUACCAAAUGUUAGUGAAUACUGCAACACUUGCAAUACGCUGGAAACUCCUGAUCAUCAAAUCUUCCACUGUGAUAAGUACAACGCUAUGAGAACGAAGUUUAAACUCUUUGACACGUACAAGACCAUAAAUGAAAUUAUCACCACUAAAAAACCUGAGCUUUUUAAAGAGCUAAUAAACUUUUUGCGAGAAACCAAACUAGAUGGAGCACUCUAGGCCAUAGCACACCAACACCUCCACCCAUAUUCGGCACAGCAAGGAGCAUCAAAGGGAGAACCUCUGAGAUAGCGGGAGACUUCAAGAAUCAACGGAUUACCUCAAUACUCUUGUAUAACCUGGCAUAUACAUUACAGUAUUACUGCCAACAAUCUUGGACUACAGGGUCCAUAAAGCC